CACGCAGACAUCCCUACACCCCCGUCUCCCUUAGCUGGUGAUGCUCAGCCAAGUCAUUUUUUCUUAAGGUGGCGCCUGGAGUUUGGACUUCUUUCCUGAGAUCGCAUCCCUAGAGAGCUUCCUAUCUUAAUACUAACUUUAAUGCCGCAGUUAUUGAGCGAUAGAAAACGAAUGUCAAAAGCCAAAGCAAAGAAACAUCUCAAUAAACCCUUUCGGUAAACGCACUGAAGGAACGCGGCGGGUGACCCGGAAGCGGAAGUGUAUCCUCUUCAUGAAAGGCUGGACUACGCCGAAUAGUGACGUUACCACAUUGGGCGGAAGGUUCGGUGGCAGUCAUCGGUCUUCCAGCUGGUGGGAGUUGGCGUCGCGGUGCUGGGCGCUGGGACCCUAGUUUAUGUGGGGUAGCACCUGUCUGUCUGAUCCCCGCUUUCGUUGUUUUCCUCCCACGGCGUGGGGCUUCGCGAAGGAAUCCCCGGCCCGUUUGGGUCACGGCUGUAGCGGUGCCUUUUGCGAGUUCCUUGUAAUCACGCCUUAAAGUCUUCAGGAUGGUACUAGCAGACCUUGGAAGAAAAAUAACAUCAGCAUUACGCUCAUUGAGCAAUGCCACCAUUAUCAAUGAAGAGGUGUUAAAUGCUAUGCUAAAAGAAGUAUGUACAGCAUUAUUGGAAGCAGAUGUUAAUAUUAAACUAGUGAAGCAACUAAGAGAAAAUGUAAAGUCUGCAAUUGAUCUUGAAGAGAUGGCAUCUGGUCUUAACAAAAGAAAAAUGAUUCAGCACGCAGUAUUUAAAGAACUUGUGAAGCUUGUAGACCCUGGAGUUAAGGCAUGGACACCCACUAAAGGAAAACAGAAUGUGAUCAUGUUUGUUGGAUUGCAAGGGAGUGGUAAAACAACAACAUGUUCAAAGUUAGCAUAUUAUUACCAGAGAAAAGGUUGGAAGACCUGUUUGAUAUGUGCAGACACAUUCAGAGCAGGGGCUUUUGACCAACUAAAACAGAAUGCAACCAAAGCAAGAAUUCCAUUCUAUGGAAGCUAUACAGAAAUGGAUCCUGUCAUCAUUGCCUCUGAAGGAGUGGAGAAAUUCAAAAAUGAAAAUUUUGAAAUUAUUAUUGUUGAUACAAGUGGCCGCCAUAAACAAGAAGACUCUUUGUUUGAAGAAAUGCUUCAAGUUGCUAAUGCUAUACAACCCGAUAACAUUGUUUAUGUGAUGGAUGCCUCCAUUGGGCAGGCUUGUGAAGCCCAGGCUAAGGCUUUUAAAGAUAAAGUAGAUGUAGCCUCAGUAAUAGUGACAAAACUUGAUGGUCAUGCAAAAGGAGGUGGUGCACUCAGUGCAGUUGCUGCCACAAAAAGUCCAAUUAUUUUCAUUGGUACAGGGGAACAUAUAGAUGACUUUGAACCUUUCAAAACACAGCCUUUCAUCAGCAAACUUCUUGGUAUGGGUGACAUUGAAGGAUUGAUAGAUAAAGUCAACGAGUUGAAGUUGGAUGACAAUGAAGCACUUAUAGAGAAGUUGAAACAUGGUCAGUUUACGUUGCGAGACAUGUAUGAACAAUUUCAAAAUAUCAUGAAAAUGGGCCCCUUCAGUCAGAUCUUGGGGAUGAUCCCUGGUUUCGGAACAGAUUUUAUGAGCAAAGGGAAUGAACAAGAGUCAAUGGCAAGGCUAAAGAAAUUAAUGACAAUAAUGGAUAGUAUGAAUGAUCAAGAACUGGACAGUACUGAUGGUGCCAAGGUUUUCAGUAAGCAACCAGGAAGAAUCCAAAGAGUAGCAAGAGGAUCAGGUGUGUCAACGAGAGAUGUACAAGAACUUUUGACACAAUAUACCAAAUUUGCACAGAUGGUAAAAAAGAUGGGAGGUAUCAAAGGACUUUUCAAAGGUGGUGACAUGUCUAAGAAUGUGAGCCAGUCACAGAUGGCAAAAUUGAAUCAACAAAUGGCCAAAAUGAUGGAUCCUAGAGUUCUUCAUCACAUGGUGUGUGACUUUCUCGGAGAGAAGAUUGCAUCUGUUUUGGGCAUCAGCACCCCAAAAUACCAGUAUGCCAUUGAUGAGUAUUACCGGAUGAAGAAGGAGGAAGAAGAAGAAGAAGAAGAGAACAGGAUGUCUGAAGAAGCAGAAAGACAAUACCAGCAAAAUAAGCUGCAGGCUGAUUCCAUUGUUCAGUCAGAUCAACCAGAAUCACUUGUAUCCAGUUCAUUUGUGAAUCUCAAUUUUGAAAUGGAGGGAGAUUGUGAAGUAAUUAUGGAGAGCAAACAAAAUCCAGUCUCUGUCCCUCCGUAGAAUGAAAUGACCAUCAAACUUCUAAGGUAGUUUUUAUACCAGGAACUUUCACACUCUCUAUUCAAUGGGACUUAAUAGUUAUUUAUAUUUUAAAUUAUUAAGUUAUCUGGAAAGGGAAGAAUGUUUCUUUAUUCUUAGGCUCUAUCUAGAAAAAGCCAGAUCUGAAAUUUGGAUAUUUGUACUAUGCUUUUACUAUGUCAGAUUAGUGCUUUGGUUUUAAAAUGAUCUUUUAAAAAAAGUUAAGGACAUUCUAGAACCCUAACCACCAAUUAAGAAGAGUUAACUUAUCAAGCUUGUCUGUUAUUUGUGUAAGAAAAAAAAAAAGGUAAAUUACUGAACAAGGCUAACUGGAGCUGAUAUUCGUAGUCUCAGAUUAAAAUGAGGAUUUUUCCCCUAGAUCUUCUCAUGUUAUGUCCUACAUUUAUAUAUCUAACCAUUCAUUUCAUACUAAGGACGGUUCACUGAAUGUGUAAUAAAAGGAGCAAGAUGAAAGCA
Messenger RNA from Mesoplodon densirostris (Blainville's beaked whale), 2768 nucleotides. Its product is annotated as signal recognition particle subunit SRP54. Gene Ontology annotation, molecular function: 7S RNA binding; endoplasmic reticulum signal sequence receptor activity; GTP binding. The transcript is spliced from 17 exons. Gene Ontology annotation, cellular component: signal recognition particle, endoplasmic reticulum targeting; cytosol. Lineage: Eukaryota; Metazoa; Chordata; Mammalia; Artiodactyla; Ziphiidae. The record is from RefSeq and is a predicted model, not a curated record. Gene Ontology annotation, biological process: SRP-dependent cotranslational protein targeting to membrane; SRP-dependent cotranslational protein targeting to membrane, translocation. Bases 546 to 2273 code for a protein of 575 amino acids.